UGGAAAGUAUGGAGGACUUGGGAUACCAGCUGUCCUCAGUGAGUUCCAACAUCCCCCAGCAGUGGCACUUGGUCAGAACAGCUCUGAGCAUCUCUCUCUGUGCCACCAGCCAUUGUUCCUGCACCACGAUUUCAACCUCUUCUAAGGUACCUCCUGAUUCAUUAGCUGAUGUCAUGGAUAUCUCUGUUGUUGCGGAGGAUACUCUCCUUUUCCAAACUGAGAUGUACUUUAACCCUCGGAAUCUACAUUGUGACCCUCAGAAGAUCCCUUUGGAGUGUUCUGCCUCUAGGAAAUCAGUGUGGCUUACACCAGUUUCUACAGAAAAUGAAAUAAAAUUGGACCCCAGUCCCUUUAUUGCUGACUUUGAGACAACACCGGAAGAGCUAGGCUUACUAAGUCUUUAAGGAGGAAUGGAGCAUUGGAACUGACAUCAUGAAUUUUGUUGGAAAAACCUGUCUUUUUGUAUUAAAAAAAGUUGGUAUAAAUCUUUUCUUAGAUAUCUUCUCCCUAAAAAUCCCUGAUUCAGAGAAGAUAUAUAUAUAUAUAUAGCAUCAGGGGUAUAGCUUAUUAAUUUAAUGUUAAUUAUUGGUAAUUUAUACCACCCAUUUAAAUUUUAUUUUCUAUUCCAUACAGUAGAACAAAAUGUCCCCAAUGACAAUAAUUUGAUCCAGUUGAUAUGAACCUUCGAGAAAUAUGUUCUAAAUGUUUUUUAGUAAAAGUAAAGAAUGGAGAUAGGUAUCUAAAUAUGCCAGAGACUAACCUGGUGCAGAGUUUAAAAUUUAAUGUACUAACUCUCAGGACAAAGUGCUUUUGUGUGAAGACACUUUAACUCGUGUGGCUUUCCUAAUUAAUUGGUAAAAUCGAUUCCUAAAAAUAAUUCAAUGUAUGUCAUAUUUGAUUGUUGCAGAAGGAAAUUAGAUUCAUAUUCUAGAAUUGAAAUAGCCACUUUCUUUCUUUAAAAAGAUUUGUAUUUAUUUAUUUGACAGAGAGAGACACAGCGAGAGAAGGAACACAAGCAGGGGGAGUGGGAGAGGGAGAAGCAGGCUCCCUGCU
Messenger RNA from Lutra lutra (Eurasian river otter), 1053 nucleotides. It is a transcript of the gene OOSP2, whose product is annotated as oocyte secreted protein 2. The transcript is spliced from 4 exons. The coding region runs from base 9 to 404 and encodes 131 amino acids. The record is from RefSeq and is a predicted model, not a curated record. NCBI's taxonomy places the organism in Eukaryota, Metazoa, Chordata, Mammalia, Carnivora, Mustelidae.